Pollicipes pollicipes is the source of this 2147-nucleotide messenger RNA. RefSeq lists its product as uncharacterized. Gene Ontology annotation, cellular component: intracellular anatomical structure. The transcript has 4 exons. NCBI's taxonomy places the organism in Eukaryota, Metazoa, Arthropoda, Thecostraca, Pollicipedomorpha, Pollicipedidae. The record is from RefSeq and is a predicted model, not a curated record. Bases 123 to 659 code for a protein of 178 amino acids.
UGAAACUUCUGACCGUGCUGUGCUCGUGCGCGCUGGUCGUCCACCUCGGCGUGGAAUGCGCGGCGUCCUUUGUGGACGAGUUGGUAGCCGGCCCAGCCUACCGGCACCGCCGCUUCCGAACCAUGGUGCAGCCGGACCAGAUCAAGCUGCAGAAAGCGCUGGGCAUCAAGUGGUGGCACGGCAUGAUGUGGAGCGUUCCCGUCCGCUCGCCGUGGAAGGCGGCCUUCGACGGCACGAUGAGGGACACCUUCUCUCACACCUACAGCAUCAUCUCGCCUGAGGGGAAAGGCUUCGCCGGCACUGGACUGUGGGCCCAGAACACCGCCUCCGACAUCAUGCCCAUCUGGCAUGAUGGGGCGGCAGUCAAGUUUCAUAUGUUCACGAAGGGAGGAAUCUACAAGCAGGUUGUGCUUGGAAAUCCUCUGAAAUGCGAUGGCGCCAAGUUCGUCUUUGUCAUCCCCAAGCUCACCUUCUACAUUGCCGAGUCUACCUCGGAUAAGAACUACGCUUUCCUGUCCUUCGCCCUUGUCCCAGGUUGGACGAUGGAGACUCACAAUGAGUUCUCGCUCAAGGAUAUGGAGGCCAAGUUCCCUGCCCACUCGGGAAUAUUCAAGGCUGUGGCCGCUCUAGGCAAGAGUGACAGCCACAUCUACCUUUGAUCACGGCCAUCGCCAUCACGACCACCAUGAUGAUCAUGCUGAUGAUGAUGACCCCAUCACAGCCACCACGGCCAAUGCAGUCAUCGCCGCCACCAGCUUUUCGCAAUGUAACUGUACGCUGCAUGCGAGCAUAUCUUCGGGCAUGAGAUGUAUAGUGUUCUCAAGCCGGCAGAACUACAUGCGAGAUGAUACACGUGGGUUUUCAACGGAAGACUGUACUUCAAGAUGGCCGGGUACAGGUAGAACACUGGGUGUUGAGUACUGGUGGUUGCGGUGAACAUCCGCAGACACUGCGUCUGCCGGCCCUCAAAGAUUUGCACAUUUAUAGUAACAUAUUUACAUCAGACACUGGGGCAGAAAACGGCGGCGUCCUUUCGAGGAAGCCGGAGCUCACAGUUCGGGCCGCUUCGGUCAACGGGCGUCCGCGAGCCGUCGGAUGGCUGGGUGCAGGUGUCGCGUUCGCGCCGCGCGCAUGGACUUUUUGACCACUGGACUUUAUGAACUCUGGACGUUUCAAUACGCGUCCGUCGCCUGGCGGUGCCACACCAGCGCCGUCUGGUGGCGCGUCUUUAGCGUUAUCUGGCGGUGCGUCUUCAGCGCCGUGUGGUGGCCCGCCACCUUCGUCAUCCGGUCGUGCGGUGUUGGCGUCGCCUUGCGGUGGUCCUGAUGCUUCUAUCCUGGGACGUACUUCUCCAUGCUUCACUUGCUGUGCGCUGUCAAGGGCAGAGCCGGGUGGGUCAGCGCCAGUUGAGUGUGAGUGUGUGAAAUUCGUGAUUUUCAAAACACAUGUAUGUAUGCAUCAUUCUGACUUCGCGGUACAAUUUUUUUCAUAACCCCAACCUUAGCUCAAAGCUAAAAUUGAAUGUCGGAGAGCAUAUGAUUGUGAUUAUUAGCACAGCUCAUCUUGCUGAGCCCAUGUUGACGUCCAAAUUUUCUCUCCAAGAAAACAGCCUAGCUUCACAAAUGACUAUGGCCUUGUUAGGUCAAUCAAGUUUGGCUAUCUUGCCAGGUUAUCCGAACGAACGUCGUAUACUUCCGUUGCGAAGUAUCAUGAGCAAGAUCACACAAAGUGGCCGAUGUGGUGUAUGACAAUGACGCUGCAUUCAAAAGGGAUAUGCCACCGGUGCGUAUAAACACGGGACGUCACAGACAGCUCCCUCCUGUCCGGAAGAGAGCGUCCGACUGUGAUGACUUUACUAAGAUUCUUUCCUAACGAGGUAAAGUUCCUUUGCACGGAGCGGAGCGUUCCGUCAAAACCAUUUCCUCUGUCUGAGGCCUCUGCGAGAGAGGACUCAAGUGACAGCACGGUAGCCUUCCAUCGGCGCAGCAGACGGCAAGGGAAUCGGCAGAGGGAAGAACACGCCAACGGCGUGGCGGCAUGUGUGGCGCUCGGCUCCGCCCGCCGCCAUCCUGACCGAUCCGUGCCAGUGCCCGCCUGCGUCCGCGAUACCAGGCGCCGUUGACAGCCGGUGAGCCUCCAACACACCG